UCACCACCUCCUCCUCCUCUUCCACUACCACCAUCACCACCUCCUCCUCUUCCUCCUCCACUACCACCAUCACCACCUCCUCCUCUUCCUCCUCCACCACCACCAUCACCACCGCCUCCUCCUCCUCCACUACCACCAUCACCACCUCCUCCCCCACCACCACCUCCUCCUCCUCCACUACCACCAUCACCACCUCCUCUUCCUCCUCCUCCACUACCACCAUCACCACCACCUCCUCCUCCUCCACUACCACCAUCACCACCUCCUCCUCCUCCUCCACUACCACCAUCACCACCACCUCCUCCUCCUCUACCACCAUCACCACCACCUCCUCCUCCUCCACUACCACCAUCACCACCUCCUCUUCCUCCUCCUCCACUACCACCAUCACCACCUCCUCCUCCUCCUCUACUACCACCAUCAACACCUCCUCCUCCUCCUCCACUACCACCAUCACCAUCUCCUCUUCCUCCUCCUCCACUACCACCAUCACCACCACCUCCUCCUCCUCCACUACCACCAUCACCACCUCCUCUUCCUCCUCCUCCACUACCACCAUCACCACCACCUCCUCCUCCUCCACUACCACCAUCACCACCUCCUCCUCCUCCUCCACUACCACCAUCACCACCACCUCCUCCUCCUCUACCACCAUCAACACCACCUCCUCCUCCUCCACUACCACCAUCAUCACCACCACCUCCUCCUCCUCCACUACCACCAUCACCACCUCCUCCUCCUCCUCCACUACCACCAUCACCACCACCUCCUCCUCCUCUACCACCAUCAACACCACCUCCUCCUCCUCCACUACCACCAUCAUCACCACCACCUCCUCCUCCUCCACUACCACCAUUACCACCACCUCCUCCUCCUCUACCACCAUCACCACCUCCUUCUCUUCCUUCCCCUCUACCACCAUCACCACCUCCUCCUCUUCCUCCUCCACUACCACCAUCACCACCUCCUCCUCCUCCUCCACUACCACCAUCACCACCUCCUCCUCUUCCUCCUCCUCUACCACCAUCACCACCACCUCCUCCUCCUCCUCCACUACUACCAUCCCCACCACCUCCUCCUCCUCCACUACGACCAUCACCACCUCCUCCUCUUCCUCCUCCACUACCACCAUCACCACUGCCUCCUCCUCCUCCUCCACCUCCUCCUCCUCCACUUCCACCAUCACAACCACCUCCUCCUCCUCCACUACCACCAUCACCACCUCCUCUUCCUCCUCCUCCACUACCACCAUCACCACCACCUCCUCCUCCUCCACUACCACCAUCACCACCUCCUCCUCCUCCUCCACUACCACCAUCACCACCUACUCCUCCUCCUCCUCCACUACCACCAUCACCACAUCCUCCUCUUCCUCCUCCAAUACCACCAUCACCACCUCCUCCACUUCCUCCUCCACUACCACCAUCACCACCACCUCCUCCUCCUCCACUACCACCAUCACCACCACCUCCUCCUCCUCUACCACCAUCACCACCACCUCCUCCUCCUCCACUACCACCAUCACCACCACCGCCUCCUCCACUAACACCAUCACCACCACCUCCUCCUCCUCCACUACCACCAUCACCACCACCUCCUCCUCCUCUACCACCAUCACCA
Jaculus jaculus (lesser Egyptian jerboa) is the source of this 1620-nucleotide messenger RNA. Its product is annotated as basic proline-rich protein-like. The transcript is spliced from 3 exons. The annotation marks the transcript as partial. The record is from RefSeq and is a predicted model, not a curated record. Lineage: Eukaryota; Metazoa; Chordata; Mammalia; Rodentia; Dipodidae.